This is a messenger RNA of Caenorhabditis remanei, 894 nucleotides long. RefSeq lists its product as uncharacterized. NCBI's taxonomy places the organism in Eukaryota, Metazoa, Nematoda, Chromadorea, Rhabditida, Rhabditidae. The record is from RefSeq and is a predicted model, not a curated record. The coding region runs from base 1 to 894 and encodes 297 amino acids. The transcript is spliced from 3 exons.
AUGUUAGCCUUUCUAGCUCUUUCCGUGGCUGUGGCUACAGUUUCUGCUCAAUAUGGAUCUGGCCCAUCCAACAAUCCACCAGCUCCAAACACUUAUUCAUCGAACAACGUCUACUAUCCUCCAGUUGUCUACGAUUCCAACUACUGGGAUUACAGUCGUGAGCGUAAUCAUAAACAAUGCCCAAAAUUGAGAACUUAUGUCGGAGAGUUCCCAUCAGUUCCAGAUGAGGCAUUUUACCCACCAAUCAUCCGAUAUGUCAAAGAUGGAAAGAAAGUGACUGCUAUGGUUGUUUGUGAUAGAAACGUUAAGAACUUCAACGUUUUGUUUGGACGAAAUGGAUCGGAAACUGACAUUCGCUUUGCCCCUUUCUUGGCAAUGGGAAAUACAGCUGGAAUCACACUCAAAUGCGAUCGUGAUGAGCGUAGAUUCGAAGGGCUUGCAGUGGACCUGGGUACUCCUGAUUUCUCCAGAAAAGUACAGAUCACACAGCUCACAUGCCUCGGUCUGGACAAAACACAAAUAGGAUUGGAUGCUCAAGGAGGAUUGAUCAGUUUUGCUUACGGUAUCGGGGCAAUGUUGAACGGUCUUGAUUUCUUUGCACCAACAAUUGGAAGAAAGAAGAGAGAAGCUGUCGAAACGCCAGCAACCGACGCACCAGAACCUGUCACAGGCGUACCAACUGAGAAGGUAGCCGAGACAACUGUUGUUGUCACUGCUGUCAAAUCCGGAUCGGAAACAACAAAAGUCGUCGUCCAAACCACUGAAGCACCUGCUGUAUCAUCUGGAUCCGAUACUGCCACAGAGGCUGCGACUACGCCAGCUCCGGGAUCUCUUGCUGCUCUAAAAGCCGCUGGAGAAAGAUUGGGAAAAGUUUUCGGGCGAAUCUUCCAUUAA